AUCCUAACGGUUUAAAAAUAACGGGAAUCAAUAAAAGAAUAAUAAUAAAUUGAAUAAAGAAUAAUCUGAUGGCGCUGUGAUUAAAUGAAAUUUAAUUAUAAAACUUCAGCAGAUCAUAACCUCGAUUAAGUAAACAGUUAUUUCAUUUGUGUAAAUACUUGUUAAUAGUUGCGUGGCGAACAUGUCGCGAAUAUUUUUUCGUAAUAUAAAAGUUAUAAAUGCUGCGAUAACCAGCAGCAAAUCAACAAAAACAUCCCGACUUACUUACCUGGGCGUCGGAGUUAUGGCAACAGGUAUCGUAACAUAUAAUUGUUCAAAAAAUGAAGCAUUCGCGGCAAAAUCACAGCUGGACGUGUCCGGGUUCAUGGCAAGGCCGAUAACACCAGAGAAAACUCUAAAGAAAAAUGAAGGUGACAUGAAAAGUAAAAUGGAAAUGCUUAUUUUGAAAAUUCAAGCUGAUUUUUGUAGAUCACUGGAAGCCUUUGAAGACGAGGAACGUUUUAAGGUGGACAGAUGGCUGCGUAAAGAGGGUGGCGGAGGUAUCACAUGUGUAAUGCAAGAUGGUAAAGUUUUUGAAAAAGCUGGAGUAAAUGUAUCAGUUGUAUCUGGUGAACUACCACCAGGUGCUAUUCAACAAAUGCGAGCACGUGGUAAGCAAAUGGACGAAGGAAGUUUGCCGUUUUUCGCAGCUGGUAUCAGUGCCGUCAUUCAUCCCCGCAAUCCAAUGAUUCCUACAAUACAUUUCAAUUAUCGUUACUUCGAAGUCGUCAAUAAGGAUGGUAGUGUCCAGUGGUGGUUUGGAGGAGGUACUGAUCUGACACCCUAUUAUUUAAAUGAAGACGAUGCCCGUCACUUCCAUGGCACACUGAAAAAAGCAUGUGAUCAACAUGAUAAAUCAUAUUAUGCAAGGUUUAAAAAGUGGUGCGAUGAAUAUUUCUUUAUUAAACAUCGUGGCGAGAGCCGUGGAGUCGGAGGUAUAUUUUUCGAUGACCUGGACACGCCGAAUCAAGACGCAGCUUUUAAAUUUGUAAAGUCGUGCGCUGAGUCUGUUGUACCCUCGUACGUUCCCCUGGUUGCCAAGCAUAAGGAUGAUGGGUACGGAUACGCUGAACGACAAUGGCAGUUGCUAAGAAGAGGACGUUAUGUUGAAUUCAAUUUAAUUUAUGACCGCGGUACCAAGUUUGGUUUGUAUACUCCGGGUGCUAGAUACGAGAGUAUCCUGAUGUCGCUGCCAUUAAUUGCGAGAUGGGAGUACAUGCAUGAACCACCUGCUGGAUCAAAGGAAGCUCAGCUGAUGGAAGUCUUACGUACGCCCAAGAACUGGCUCAAUAUUAAAAAUUAAUUUUUGAUUUUUGAUUAUUGAUAACGAAGACUGAUGAUCUUUUGAUUACUUGCCGAUAGCUUUUGGAGUUUUUUUUAAAUUUAAAUUAAGAACAAUUUAUUAAAUAGUAAUUUUAAAAAAAUAUUCCAGUAGCAAUGAUAGAUCUGUGGUACUUAAG
This is a messenger RNA of Microplitis demolitor, 1499 nucleotides long. It is a transcript of the gene Coprox, whose product is annotated as oxygen-dependent coproporphyrinogen-III oxidase. The coding region runs from base 182 to 1342 and encodes 386 amino acids. The record is from RefSeq and is a predicted model, not a curated record. Gene Ontology annotation, cellular component: mitochondrial intermembrane space; cytoplasm. Gene Ontology annotation, molecular function: coproporphyrinogen oxidase activity. The transcript has a single exon. NCBI's taxonomy places the organism in Eukaryota, Metazoa, Arthropoda, Insecta, Hymenoptera, Braconidae.